GUGGUGCUUUCUACAGCGCACUUACAUGUGGCUGAAGAAGACCAUACAGCUAACUUUGUUGAUGACAUAAGUAUUUUAACGCCUUGUUGCAAAGUUAAUAUCAAAGUAGCAGAUAUUUAAAUGGUUAUUUUUUGUUUGUUUAAAAUAGACGCUUCACGUUUAAUAGACAUCGUUUAAACGCAUUUCGCUGACUGACUACACCGGGAAGUAGACGGCCCCUUUGCCGCCGACUCUCGCUACUUCCGGUGUGGUUGUCGGGGCUCCAUGUUGAAAAAGCUCCCCGCUGCUCUCCUGCGGUUCCCCCGUCGCCUACUCUCCGUUAGCCGGGUGCGCAGUCACCUGGGCAGCAUGGAGCCGGCGGUGGUGAGGUGUGUGCCCGGGGAGCCCAGGCUGACCAUCUCGUUCAGCAUAGCGGGCAGCCAGAAGCACAUGCAGCGGGAGCAGGACGAGCCUCUGGGGAAGGUCUUGACCCGCAUCGCCUGCAACUUCGCCAAGGACCAAGGCCGGGCUAAGAAGAGCAAGAGGAAGGCGCAACAGCAGCCGUCCGAAAGCCCGGAGCUCGCCGUGGUGAAGCUCCUGGUGGACGGCGGCGAGGUGGAGGACACGGUGGUCAACUCUGAGGCGUGGAGGGACGGAGCCGUGCUGCGGGUGGGGGACGUCAGCUACUUGGUCAGCCGCAACACUCCCACCUUCACUAGCGCCGAGCUGCCCGCCUCCCUCUUGGCUGGAUUCCCCGUCUGUCCCAAGCUGGAAGUGGAGUUUGGAGACCUGCAAGACUGCGAGUUCUUCUGGUUCAAAGGCAAGGAAAGUGCUCAAACCUCCGGCGACGCAGCCGUUGAAGGCAUCGCUUGGACAGAAGUAGGACGUGCCAGAGUCUACGUCCCCUCCAAUCAGGAAAUUGGCUGCAGGCUCAAACUCUGCUGCACGGCCAAAGACGGACGCCGCAGAGGGCAGAUCAAAGAACUGGUCUCCGCCAGUGCCGUAGAGGCCGGACCGGGCGUGUGCACGUUCGACACCCGACACGCGUACACGGCCAAGCCGGUGGACUGGCCGUCCGUGAGGGUGGUGUCCUACAACAUCCUGGCCGACAUCUACGCUCAGACAGAACUGUCCAAGACUGUGCUGUACCCCUACUGCCCCCCCUACGCCAUGCAGCUGGACUACAGGCAGAACCUGAUCAAAAAGGAGCUGGCCGGAUACCACGCUGAUAUCGUGUGUCUGCAGGAGGUUGACAAAGGUGUGUUUUUGGACAGUCUGAUCCCGGCCCUCGAUGCCUUCGGCCUGGACGGCGUUUUUAGGGUUAAAGAGAAGCAACAUGAAGGACUGGCAACUUUCUAUCGCAGGACAAAAUUGAAGCUGCUGAGUCGCCAUGACAUCAUGCUGAGUGAGGCGCUGACCUCUGACCCCAUCCACGGCGAGCUGCUGGAGAAGGUCUCCGCUAACAACUUCCUGAAAGACAAGAUGGUCAAGAGGUCCACUUCCUUACAGGUCAGCAUACUGGAGGACCUCAGCCAGGCCGGCAGGAAGGUGUGUGUGGCCAACACACACCUGUACUGGCACCCUCAAGGGGGGAACGUUCGCCUGGUGCAAAUGGGCGUGGCCAUGCGACACCUGAGUCAUGUGAUCGAGGAGGUCGCCCCGGGAGCCCCGUUGGUGUUUUGUGGCGACUUCAAUUCCUCUCCGACCUCAGGUGUGCUCCAGCUGGUCACUGAGGCCACGGUCCCCCAGCAGCACUCGGACUGGAGCAGCUCGGGUCCGGAGGAGUCGUGCCCAAUGGAGCUGCCCUCCACGUUGCCCCCCUUGCUGAGUGCCUGCGGCCCGCUGGCUUACACCAACUACGUGGGCGGCUUCCAAGGCUGCCUGGACUACAUCUUCAUCCAGCCGGAGAGGAUGCAGGUGGAGCAGGUGAUCCCUCUGCCCAGUCACGAGGAGGUGACCACUCACACGGCUCUGCCCAGCGUGGCACACCCGUCUGACCACAUCGCGCUGGUCUGCGACCUGCGCUGGAACCCCUGACCUGUGAGCGCCCGGUCAAACACAACACCUACCGUGUUUCCUUCAAUUGCCGCCGGGGCGCUAAUUAUUUUCAAACCUCUUCUCACUCCGGCGCUUACCAAAGGCAUGCGGUAAAUUUAGGCCUGCGCUUAAAAAUUUGAGUGUGAUGUAAGGAUACCAUCAUGAAAAGCACAUUUAAUAAAUUAAAAAAAACAUUAUUAUGAUCUUACCUUUACUUAUAAAUGAAGUCCAUGCUCAGCUCCUUCUGAUCAAAAGCAUCGGUAACUUGUUUAUAGAAGUCUUCCUUAUCUUUCUUCAGUUUUAAAAGUCUCUCUGUCUCGAUGGAGAUCUUCCUUUAUUACCUCCUGCUUCGAUUGAAAGUCCAGUUUAGAAAACUGUUUUAUUUUGGAUAUGUAAUCCUCCAUGUUAAAAGUGCAAGCGAGAGGAAAAAAUAAACGAUGGGUAGUCACUCUUGGUGCUUGUUGUCACUUCUUCUGCAGCCGAGUAGUCGCAAGAAGGAUCACUAGCGCCCUCUACCACCAGGAGGCGGGAGGCAUUUAAUGACUCAUAUUUGACACACGCAGCUACGGUAUGUUAAUAAAACAUAACUGCUUACUGUUCUUUUUAGCAUAUUCAAUAGCUUGGACCUUAAAUCCUACUGAAUAGCUCUUAAUCUUCUUCCCUUUAUGCGAUUUCAAAUGAUUGAAAUCAGCCUCCUCCAUUUUGAAAAUGAUGACAGGUGAAGUGUCACUCGUGACGUGACGAGUUUGACCCGGUGGAAAUUCUAGGCAUAUGCUAAUAAAAAAAAUAUUUUGCGAAACAAGUUUGACCCGGCAGUAAUUCUGGGCAAACUCAUACUAUAUACCCGGCGGCAAUUCAAGGAAAUACGGUAAAUGGGCCCAAGUCACAUUUGAGCAACUAAAUUAUCUUAUUUAAAGAGCUUCAAUGUCCCAAGUUUUUAUUUAAAGUUAUUUUAAUCACUGAUAUUCAGCGUUUAUUUAUAGAUUAGACCCAAUUCUCAAUGAAAUAGAUCGCAACGAAUCAUUAGUUUGUUUUGACAUCAACCAAGUGUUACUCGCUGGUCCCUUAUUUGAAAUAAAUGUCCCCAAGUACCACUUUUAA
Molecule: messenger RNA, 3117 nt
Organism: Nerophis ophidion (straightnose pipefish)
Lineage: Eukaryota; Metazoa; Chordata; Actinopteri; Syngnathiformes; Syngnathidae
Gene: pde12
Product: phosphodiesterase 12
Exons: 7
Coding region: 265-2016 (583 amino acids)
Biological process (GO): nuclear-transcribed mRNA catabolic process, deadenylation-dependent decay
Cellular component (GO): mitochondrion
Molecular function (GO): 3'-5'-RNA exonuclease activity
Source: RefSeq, a predicted model, not a curated record